GCCAUGGCCGCCGCCUUGGCUGGGCUCACGUUGCCCGCUGUCGUGGAGGAGCUCCUGAGUGAGAUGGCCGCGGCUGUGCAGGAGAACGCGCGAAUUCCUGAUGAGCAUUUAUCAUUGCUGAAGUUCAUCUUUGGCCCGUCAGCCAUUCAGGCCUUGGACCUUGUUGAUCGACAGUCCAUCACCUUAAUCUCAUCGCCCAGUGGGAGGCGUGUUUACCAGGUACUUGGAAGUUCUGGUAAAACGUACACAUGUUUGGCUUCUUGUCAUUACUGUUCAUGUCCUGCGUUUGCCUUCUCCGUGCUGCGGAAGAGUGACAGCCUGCUGGUGAGGAUGGGGAAGGCUCUUCCCACUGCAGUCGAAUUAGGAGGGAAAUUCUUGGCCCCCUUAGCAUGGUUUGAGUUGUACAAAUGCAAGCAUCUCUUGGCAGUUUAUCUUAGCCAGGUGACAGGGACCUGCCGACAGCUGAAGGUCUCUGACAAGCAACUGACAGACGUAUUAUUCGCAGAGAAGAAACAAAAAGCAUAAAAGGUAUAGAUUAAGCAUCAUUAUCUUUCAAAAUAGAAGUCCCACCAGGAAACACGUGGUUCAUGUGGAAGAGAGGUGAAAUAAUCUUCUGGAGACUUCUUGUUACUGUCCCUCUUCCCUCCUGGACAAGAGACUGUGAGUUGCAACCCAGGAUGUGUGUAUGGUUUGAAGUUCUAUACAGUUCUUGUGGAAAAUCAGAACCCGCCUGUGAGGCCCUUGGAUAAAUUUCUGAGGUGGAAUCAAGCAUUUUAGACUCAAACAAACCCUAAUCUCUAUCACACCCUGUCUGCAAUUAGAUUAAGUUACUGAAGUACUUAGUAAUUUUUAAGAGGUUGGAAUGGUAGAUGAAACUGGUAAGAAAAAGUUUAGAUGAGUUAAGUGUUACUUCUUUUCUUUGGGUCCAGGGAAUCACUCUGCAGCAACAAAAGAGCAGAGCAGAGCUAUGGCUAAGCAGCAGCAACUAUAAAAACACUCCGGGGUUUUAGUUUCACUGAGCUUUAGCUUCCGGUGGUGUUGCCAAAAAAGCUUACAUAAGCUGUAUUGUUAGAAAGGUGUAUCUGAAGCAAGGAAAGGGCUGGUUUUGCUCUGCGUGCGUUUCUGAGCUUUAUAAGAAGCCAAAUGAAGGAAGAGACAAAGUCAUGCCCUGAAGGAAGUAGAGAAACCACCAAGGAUUUCCAGUCUGAACAAGAAAACGGAAAAGAGACUCCAAGAGGAGAGUUUUAGAAGGGAGGGAGAUGGGACUCGUCUGGACCCCGAGAGAGUGAGGGGUAAGGACAGAUGGCAGUGAAGAUGAGGCCACCUCAGCCCAGAAGAACUUCCUAAGGAAAGCCAUUCAUGGCCAGAACGGGAGCCUGGAAGGCCAGGCAUGCUGUCUGCGGGGCUUGCACACCUGCAGCUUCCUUGUGCAGAUAUUACAGCAGUGAACACACAGAGGGGAGAGAUUUUACGGCCCAGGAAACACGAGGUGCAGGUGCUGGAGAGCCAUGUGACCGGCUCACAGGUGGUGCAGCGUUCUCUGGUGGCCAGAGCCUUGGGUUCCGUGGAGGCGCAGCACACAAAAGCUGUCAGGACUUUCCUACUUGGGAAGCUUGGGCUGGGUAUAAACUUCUCCCUUUAAGCAGUCUUCAGAACAAAGAAUAGAAGGUAGAUUCAGCACCCUGAGCUUGUUUUUUAAGUUUUAUUUUUAUUUCAUGUCAUACACAUACACAGUUCUAGGAUUUUACUUAUUAAAAUUUUCACACUUGGGCUCCAGCAACUUGGCCAAACGUCAGCUUGGUAGAGAACUGAAAAUCACCGCCUAACUCUAGAAGGGGAAGACGCAGUCUGGAAGAGGAGGGAUCGAUCCCGUUUCUCCAGUUUCUUCCUCUAGGGUAUGGCUUUGCAGUAUGCGGAGAAGAAUGUUAGGAAAAUUGUUAUCUGAUACUCUACUUCAGAACUUAUUAGAGUGUCAUUUCCCCAAAUAAAUACAGCAGUUUCUUGACUGAAGAAUUAAACUUUUAAUUUUCCUGGUCACCUUCCUAGGAAUAAGUAUGUAUUUUUAGUAUGUCCAACUUUUGUUUUUCCAUUGCUUCUAAAUUAAAAAAUAUUUGUAUUACAAUA
Leopardus geoffroyi (Geoffroy's cat) is the source of this 2124-nucleotide messenger RNA. It is a transcript of the gene ZSWIM7, whose product is annotated as zinc finger SWIM-type containing 7. Gene Ontology annotation, biological process: double-strand break repair via homologous recombination. The transcript has 5 exons. Bases 4 to 525 code for a protein of 173 amino acids. The record is from RefSeq and is a predicted model, not a curated record. Lineage: Eukaryota; Metazoa; Chordata; Mammalia; Carnivora; Felidae. Gene Ontology annotation, molecular function: zinc ion binding. Gene Ontology annotation, cellular component: Shu complex.